Lepisosteus oculatus (spotted gar) is the source of this 5603-nucleotide messenger RNA. It is a transcript of the gene pbrm1, whose product is annotated as polybromo 1. Gene Ontology annotation, molecular function: protein binding; chromatin binding. NCBI's taxonomy places the organism in Eukaryota, Metazoa, Chordata, Actinopteri, Semionotiformes, Lepisosteidae. Gene Ontology annotation, cellular component: SWI/SNF complex; RSC-type complex. The record is from RefSeq and is a predicted model, not a curated record. Gene Ontology annotation, biological process: chromatin remodeling; transcription elongation by RNA polymerase II.
CUGCUACUGGCUUUGCUUUCCUUCGCGUUUCCUGUUUUGUUAAUUGAAUAGUUUAACAGUUACAUUUUUAAUCGGCCCAUUUUAUUUACGUUUGUUAGAUAACAGUAUUCUACAUGUAGAAGAGUUUUUCUCGAUGGAUGUGAGCGUGUUUCUGUAGCUGUCAAAACCGCGUUUGAGCAACUUACAUAGAAACUCUUGUAUACAGGAAUAGGUUGACGCUUGUGUACAGUAAUGAAAUCACUUUCUCACAGAGGUGUUGCUACUAUGGGGUCCAAAAGGAGAAGGGCGACUUCCCCUUCCAGUAGUAUAAGUGGGGGGGACUUUGAUGAUGCGCAGACUUCAACCCCAGGUCCUGGAAGCAGCAGAAAAAGGAGAAGAGCUUCCAAUAUUCCUACUGUAGAUCCAGUAAGUGGAUUUCCAAGUAUUGUUGCGCCUUUACAAAGAGACAAUGAGCACAGCAGGCGGAAAAAGAUUGCAGUGUGCCAUGAACUUUAUAACACGAUUAGAGAUUACAAGGAUGACCAUGGGAGACUGCUGUGUGAGCUCUUUCUGAGAGCACCGAAACGAAGAAACCAGCCAGAUUAUUAUGAAGUAGUCACACAGCCCAUAGAUCUGAUGAAGAUACAGCAGAAGUUGAAAAUGGAGGAAUAUGAUGAUGUUGAGCAGCUAACUUCUGAUUUUCAGUUGAUGUUCAACAAUGCAAAGAGUUACUACAAGGCCGAUAGCCCAGAGUAUAAAGCUGCCUGUAGACUGUGGGAUCUGUACCUGCGCACAAAGAAUGAGUUUGUUCAAAGAGGAGAUUAUGAGGAGGAAGAUGAGGAUGGAGAGGACACCCAGGAAAAUCCAGGAACAUCUACAGAAGAGGAGACUGCAUCAAACAGUCUGAAGGAGGUUCUAGAGCAACUACUUGAAGCUGUGGUGACACACACAGAGCCGUCAGGACGUCUCAUCAGUGAACUCUUUCAGAAACUGCCCUCCAAAGUGCACUACCCAGACUAUUAUGCCAUAAUUAAGGAGCCAAUAGAUCUCAAGACCAUUGCUCAGAGGAUACAGAUGGGACACUAUAAGAGUGUGACUGCAAUGGCAAAGGACAUAGAUCUUCUAACAAAAAAUGCCAAAACAUACAAUGAACCAGGAUCACAGGUUUUUAAGGAUGCAAACAAUAUAAAGAAGCUCUUCAUUCAGAAAAAGGCUGAACUUGAGCAUGCAGAACCUACUAAAUCAAGUAUCCGAAUCAGAAACAGGAGAUCUGCGCAAGGAGACCGAUUGUCAGCUAUUACCAUGGCCUUGCAGUAUGGCUCAGAGAGCGACGAGGAUGCCCUUCUAGCUGGAGCAGUGCGGUACGAUGAAGUGGAAUCUGAGGCAGAGAGCAUAAACUCCUGCAUGAACAUAAACAACCCCAUUUUCCAGCUGUAUGAAGCAGUGCGGGGAGGUCGCAACAGCCAGGGACAGCUCAUCGCUGAGCCUUUUCUUCAGUUGCCUUCCAAAAAGGAAUAUCCAGAUUACUUUCACCAAAUAAAGCAACCCAUUUCCCUCCAUCAAAUAAGAAACAAGAUGAGGAAUAAUGAAUAUGAAAGUGUGGACCAGAUCGAUGCAGACCUAAACUUGAUGUUUGAGAAUGCUAAACGGUAUAAUUUGCCCAACUCUGCUAUCUACAAACGUGUUAUGAAACUGCAGCAGAUCUUGCAGUUAAAAAGAAAGGAGCUGUCUAGGAGAGAGGAGGCUGAGGAUGGAGACAGCAUGCUGUCUUCUGCCACAUCGGACACUGGCAGCGCGAAGAGAAAGAGCAUGAAGAAGAAUGCUAAGAAACACCGGUUGAAGAUCCUGUAUAGUGCUGUGACAGAGGCUCGAGAGGCUUCCACUGGCAGGAGACUGUGUGAUCUCUUCAUGGUCAAGCCCUCCAAGAAGGACUACCCAGAUUACUACAAAAUCAUUCUGGAGCCCGUGGACCUGAAAACAAUCGAGCAUAACAUCCGCUCAGAUAAGUACCUCACCGAGGACGCAUUCAUGGAAGACAUGAAGCUGAUGUUCCGCAAUGCUCGCCAUUACAACGAGGAGGGCUCACAGGUCUAUAAUGAUGCCAACUUUCUGGAAAAAAUACUGAAGGAGAAAAGGAAAGAGCUGGGACCGUUACCAGAGGAUGAAGACAUGGCUUCUCCAAAACUGAAAAUAAGCAGGAAGAGUGGCAUUUCUCCUAAAAAGUCAAAAUACUUGACACCUCUCCAGCAGAAGCUGAACGAGCUGUAUGAAGCUGUGAAAAACUACACAGACAAGCGAGGGCGCCGGCUGAGUGCCAUCUUCCUGAGGCUGCCCUCACGUCAGGAGCUGCCGGAUUACUAUGUGACAAUCAAAAAGCCUAUUGACAUGGAAAAGAUCAAGAGCCACAUGAUGGCCAACAAGUACCAGGAUGUGGACUCCUUGGUGGAAGACUUUGUUCUCAUGUUCAACAAUGCCUGUACCUACAAUGAGCCAGAGUCUCUGAUUUACAAAGAUGCUCUUGUGCUUCACAAGGUCCUUUUGGAGACCAGGAGGGACUUGGAAGGAGGGGAGGAAAGUCAUGUUCCCAAUGUUACAAUGUUGAUACAGGAACUGAUCCAUAACCUGUUCGUGUCUGUGCUGAGCCACCAGGACGAUGAAGGACGCUGUUACAGUGACUCCCUGGCAGAGAUUCCGUCACGAGACCCUGGAAACCCCAACAAGCCUCUCUUAAAUUUUGAGAUCAUCCGCAACAGCAUUGAGAACAAUCGUUACAGGAGGUUGGAUGUUUUUCAAGAACACAUGUUUGAGGUUUUGGAGAAAGCAAGAAGAUUGCACAGGACAGACUCUGAGAUCUUUGAAGAUGCUGUAGAGCUUCAGCAGUUCUUCAUUAAGAUCAGAGAUGAACUCUGCAAGAAUGGAGAGAUCUUACUGUCACCAGCCCUAAGCUACACGACCAAGCACUUGCACAAUGAUGUAGAGAAAGAGAAGAAGGAAAAGCUGCCCAAGGAGAUGGAGGAAGACAAACUGAAGAGAGAAGAAGAAAAGAAAGAAGCUGAGAAAAGUGAUGAGCACUCCGGUGGGGGCUGGCAGUCUGGAUUACAACGCACUUACAGUCAGGACUGCAGCUUUAAGAACAGCAUGUACCAUGUUGGAGAUUACGUGUACGUGGAGCCAGCUGAGCCAAACCUGCAGCCUCAUAUUGUCUGUAUUGAGCGGCUCUGGCAGGAUGAUGCUGGGGAGAAGUGGCUGUAUGGUUGUUGGUUCUACAGGCCGAAUGAAACUUUCCAUCUGGCUACACGGAAGUUCCUGGAAAAGGAGGUUUUCAAGAGUGAUUACUACAACAAAGUGCCUGUUAGCAAAAUACUUGGGAAAUGUGUAGUGAUGUUUGUGAAGGAGUACUUUAAGCUACACCCAGAGGGCUUCAGGCCAGAGGAUGUGUUUGUCUGCGAGUCCCGUUACUCAGCCAAGACAAAAUCCUUUAAGAAAAUCAAAAUGUGGACCAUGCCAGUCAGUUCUGUGAGGUUUGUCCCUCGGGAUGUGCCCUUGCCUGUUGUGCGAGUGGCUUCAAUGUUUGCUAAUGCUACAAAACAUGAACAGGAAAAAACUCCUGAAAUGGCCGAGGAAGGUAGAGGAGUGGAUGCUAAAGGGAUCAUCGAUAAGGAGAGAGAAGAUGUACCAGUAGAAAUGCCCAGUGGGGAGCCGGGUUGCCAGUAUUACGAACAGCUGCAUUAUAAUGACAUGUGGUUGAAAGUGGGUGACUGUGUGUUCAUCAAGUCGCAUGGCUUAGUGCGCCACAGAGUAGGAAGGAUUGAGAAGAUGUGGGUUCGUGAUGGUGCUGCAUACUUUUUAGGACCUAUCUUUAUCCACCCAGAAGAGACGGAGCAUGAGCCAACAAAAAUGUUUUACAAGAAGGAGGUGUUCUUGAGUAACCUGGAGGAAACCUGCCCUAUGGCCUGCGUAAUAGGGAAGUGUGUGGUGUCUUCGUUUAAGGAUUAUCUCUCCUGUCGGCCCACGGAAGUGUCAGAGGAUGAUGUCCUACUCUGUGAGAGUCGCUACAAUGAUACGGAUAAGCAGAUGAAGAAGUUUAAGGGGCUGAAGCGGUUCUCCCUCUCUGCCAAAGUGGUUGAUGAUGAAAUCUAUUAUUUUAGGAAGCCGAUUGUGCCUCAGAAAGAGCCGUCUCCUCUGCUAGAGAAGAAGAUCCAGGAACUGGAGGCCAAGUUUGCAGAACUGGAAGGAGUUGAAGAUGAGAUGGAGGAGAUAGGGGAAGAGGAUGGAGAGGUGACAGAGACCCCUUCCAUGCCACAGUUACAAACCCCAUUAGCCAGUGAAUUGGAUAUCAUGCCCUAUACCCCUCCUCAGUCAACUCCGAAGUCUAUAAAAGGCAGUGUAAAGAAGGAGGGAUCUAAAAGGAAAAUCAACAUGAGUGGGUACAUCCUGUUCAGCAGCGAGAUGAGAGCAGUGAUAAAGGCCCAGCACCCAGACUUUUCUUUUGGAGAGCUGAGUCGCUUGGUAGGCACUGAAUGGAGAAACUUGGAGGCAACCAAGAAAGCUGAGUACGAAGAGCGGGCAGCCAAAGUUGCAGAACAGCAGGAAAGAGAGCGUGCAGCCCAACAGCAGCAGGGAGCUUCACCUAGAGCUGGUACCCCUGUUGGGGCACUCAUGGGUGUGGUGCCCCCACCAACACCAAUGGGAAUGCUUAAUCAGAACAUAACUCCUGGGUCAGGCAUGAUGGGUGGCUUUGGGCCACCUAUGCUGCCCUUACAGGGCUCAGUUGACGGCAUGGUCAGUAUGGGCAGCAUGCAGCCACAUCACAUGGGGGUACCUCCUUUAACCCACCAUCUUCCUCCAGGUAUGCCAGUAAUCCCAGGCAUCCCAUUCUCUGGUGUUAUAGGCCAGGGUGUGAACUCUAUGGGAGGAAGUCCCGGCGGUGGAAAUCCUUACAGCCAGCAGAUGGGAAUUCACGGGCAGGGCCAGCAGGCACCCCCUCCAUACCCAGGGCAGGGUCAGCCAGGACAACCGGCUCUGCAGCAGCCUUCAACUCCCAUGUUUGUGGCUCCGCCUCCAAAGACACAGCGCCUGCUGCACUCUGAGGCCUAUCUGAAGUACAUUGAGGGGCUCAGUGCCGAGUCUGGCACAGUGAGCAGAUGGGACCACACUCUUACAGCUCGGAGGAAAGACGUACACUUGACGAAAGAGCAGGAAAGCCGUCUCCCCUCACACUGGCUGAAGAGUAAGGGGGCUCACACUACAAUGGCAGACGCCCUUUGGCGUCUCCGGGACCUGAUGCUACGAGACACUUUAAACAUCCGCCAAAAUUAUAACCUGCAAAAUGUUUAGGCAAUUCUGUCUAAAUGUCUCCAUCUACCAGCUCUAUAUGAGAUAUAUGGGUCACGAAAAGCAGUAACAUUAUAUUGUACAUUAUUAAAGCCGUUUGGUUUGAUUUUUUUUAAGAUGACAAAAUAAGCUUGGUUUUCAUGUUUUUGCCCUCCCCCCCAAACAGCAUUCUUUUAUUUUUUGUUUUGUAUUGAUGUUUAAUUUCUUAUCUGGUUAGUGCUUGGUCAAAAUGCUUAGUAUGUUGUACUAAACAUGGAAUAAACAUUUCAUAAAAGGCUUUAAAGAGAAAA